CAUUUAUGUAGUCGGCGUGAAUAAGUUUAACUAUACCGAUGUUCUACUACUCGUUUCUCAUUCUGGACGAGAUCGCUGUCCCUUUAAGAGCAUCUGUAGGGAUUUGUUUUCAGACUAUGAACCGUCCGCUACUGGUUCAAACCAGUUUUCUGAGCCUGCGCAGUAAGUGUAAACAGGAAGAAGAAGAAAAUUAAACACGGUUGAUGGACGUUGCGUUACAUUGACAGGAUCGAUUUAAAAUCGUGCUGUGAUAUCUAAAAUUAUUUGCAAAUCGUGCAGCUCGGUUAAUCGUCGUUAAUGAAACUCUAGCGAACGAUGUGUCUUAUCGACAUCUCAUAGAAAACCACGACGAAUUGUUUGGCUGACUAGCGGCAUUUACAAUCAUACUCGUUUUGUAAAUGGUUAACAGACAGUUGUUGAUAUAAUCUAGAAAGCUCGAACAGUGCAUGCCUACGACUGCAGCUUCAAUUAAAGACGAACUGCAUGUAGUUUUUAGGCAAAGUGUAUGUGUACGAUUGACUACCGAUCUCCACGCGAUGGCCUACUAACACUGUAACGUUAACAGAACGUGUGAAUCUUUCUGCACGAGAGAAGCUCUACCCGACGCCCAAAUCGAGAGUUUUAACAUCAGUGGUACGUGCAUACGUGAAAAUGGUUCAGAAAGACAAAAUAAUUGAGUCGUCACAGCCUGAAAAUGAAGCAAAUCUAGUGCCAACCGAAGCUGUUGCAGAUAAUCAAGUUCCAGUGGACGAGCUCAGUAUCGGACUUGAGAGAACAGGCCAACGAAAAUUCAUCACUGGGGUUGUAGAAGGCUUCUAUGGGCGGCCAUGGACAAUGGAACAAAGAAAAGAGCUCUUCAGGAGGCAGCAGAAAUGGGGAUUGAACACAUAUCUGUACGCCCCAAAAGAUGACUACAAACACAGAAUGUUCUGGAGAGAAAUGUAUUCGGUUGAAGAAGCAGAACAACUCACGACUUUAAUAAGUGCUGCUAAAGAGCAUGGGAUCGAGUUCAUUUAUGCCAUUUCCCCUGGUCUGGACAUUACGUUCUCAAAUCAGAAGGAAGUGUCUACGUUGAAAAGGAAGCUAGACCAGGUCACACAUUUUGGGUGCAAGUCCUUUGCCUUACUGUUUGAUGACAUUGAUCAUAACAUGUGUCCGGCCGACAAGGAGGUAUUUAGCUCUUUUGCACAUGCCCAGGUGUCCAUCACCAAUGAGAUCUUUCAGUAUUUGGGAGAACCUGAAAUAUUCUUGUUUUGCCCCACAGAAUAUUGUGGAACAUUUUGUUAUCCGAAUGUGGCACAGUCGCCUUACCUGCGUACAGUUGGUGAAAAGCUGCUUCCUAGAGUUGAUGUGCUAUGGACAGGUCCCAAAGUAGUUUCUAAAGACAUAACUGUUGAAUCUAUUGAAGAAGUCACAAAGAUUCUGAGGAGAGCUCCUGUUAUUUGGGACAAUAUUCACGCCAAUGACUAUGAUCAGAAGCGACUUUUCUUGGGGCCUUAUAAAGGGAGAUCCACAGAACUCAUACCCCGGCUUAAGGGAGUCCUCACCAACCCCAACUGUGAAUUUGAGUCCAAUUUUGUUGCCAUUCAUACGUUAGCCACAUGGUACAAGUCUAAUAUGAAUGGGGUGCGAAAAGAUGUUGUCAUGACGGACAGUGAAGACAGCACUGUGUCCAUUCAGAUAAAGCUAGAAAAUGAAGGCAGUGAUGAGGAGCUAGAAACCGACAUCCUCUAUAGCCCACAGAUCGCGCUCAAGCUGGCACUUUCUGAAUGGCUGAAUGAAUUUGGAGUGCCUCAUCAGUAUAACAGUCGACAAGUACCUCACAGUGGAGCUAAUAGCACGUCUAUGAAUGUUCCUCCGCUUAAUGCGUCCAGUCUGAGCUCUUCCACUACAGUGACCACAGUCUUCCAACAACCAAUCAUGAGCCCAGCCGUGCCCCUUAGUGACGAACCCCACGUGCUCGGCAAAGAAGAGGAGGUGGAGGUGGAGAAGAAGGAGCUGGAUGAAGAACCUAUGGAGAUGGUGGUGGAGAAACACGAUGAGGUAGAGGACGUUAAAAAUGUCAAUGAGAUCCUCACGGAAAUCGUCAAGGCAAAGAUGACCGAAGAUCUCAAACCUAUGGACACGGACAAAGAGAGCCUGGCAGAGUCCAAGUCUCCAGAGAUGUCGAUUCAGGAGGAUUCAGGCAGUGACAUCGCACCGAUGCAGACUGAUGAUCAGCUCAACAAGGAAGUGUUUGUUCCAGGUCCCAAUGAGAAACCACUCUUCACUGCUGAGGCACUUACUCUGGAGGAUCUGACCCUCCUGGCUGAGCUUUUUUAUCUGCCGUAUGAACACGGUCCGAAAUCAGUACAAAUGCUGAAAGAGUUUAACUGGUUGAGAGCCAAUAGCAAUCUUGUCAGUGUUAACUCCAAAGGAAAGGAUCCAGAGAAGGUAGCUGAAUGGCACUCCAGAGCAGAAAACUUUGAGGAGAUGUGCUGCUCGGUCAUCCAUAUGUUUACCAAACUCUCCAACUCAGCCAACAGGACCAUUCUCUAUGACCUGUAUCCCUAUAUCUGGGAUAUCAAGAGUAUCAUCUCAAUGGUGAAAUCAUUUGUUCAGUGGUUAGGGUGUCGUAGUCAGUCAUCAACACAGUUCUUAAGUGGCGACCAAGAGCCCUGGGCCUUUAGGGGCGGUCUAGCAGGAGAGUUCCAGAGACUGUUGCCAAUUGAAGGGGCAAAUGAUCUUUUCUACCAGCCACCACCAUCAAUGCCAACUUCAAAAAUCUAUUCCAUAAGGCCUUACUUUCCUAAGGAUGAGUCUUCUGUCUAUAAGAUCUGCAAGGAGAUGUACACUGAAAGCUGUGAGGGCAUUCUUUUCUCAGAUGACUCACCAGACCUUAUUGGAGACAGGUUAGUGGGAGGUUUUCUGAGUCUUAGUCCAGACUAUGGCUUUGUGCUCGAAGAUGACGAAGGUAUUUGUGGCUAUGCUAUGGGAACUGUGGAUGUCACACCUUUCGUGAAGAAAUGCAAGAUGAGCUGGAUACCGUUCAUGCAGGAAAAAUACAACAAGCCAGACACAGAGAAAGACCUGUCAGAGGCUGAGAAAAUGAUGCUAAGCUUCCAUGAGGAGGAGGAUGUUUUGCCAGAAUCAUUCCUUAGUAACUUCCCAUCCCUUAUUAAAGUGGACAUCCAUGCAAAGGUUACCGACCCCAGUGUUGCCAAGAGUAUGAUGGGUUGUCUUCUGUCAUCGCUUAAAGCCAAUGGCUCACAUGGUGCUUUCUGUGAGGUCCGACAGAUGGAUAAAAGAAUGUUGGACUUUUAUAGCAAACUUGGCUGCUUUGAAGUAGCCAAAAUGGAGGGAUUCCCAAAAGACAUUAUUAUAAUGGGGAGGAGUUUGUGAAUCUGAGUGAAGUCAUAGAUUCAUCAUACAGGGAGCCUCCUAAAAAGUGCACAAAGCUUUGGUCCACGUUUAAGGCCCAGAGAACAUCUUGCUACCUGUUCAUAAAACAAUCACAUGUUUGUAAUAGCAACUCUGUAAUGGUAGCUCAUUUCAUCUUAUUAGGCUUAAUGCACUUUUAUAAUUGUAGGUGCUGUUCAUAUUGUUCUUUGCCAGACAGUGAUGAUGUGUUUAGGAGAGUUUGCGAGCGAGUGUGUGUGUACACAUUUGUGGGGUUUGAGAAAGGGUUAAAGAAUUUGAGUUUUGAGCCUGCAAGAGUAAUUCAGGAUGCAUGAGUUACUUAGUAGUGAAGCCUUUUUUCUCCAGUGGGCAGACGGCUUGAGUUGGCCAAGUGCCAUUGAGUUUACAAAGUCUCUUAGAUGUGGUUGGCUUGCAGUUUUUGUUCAGCAUAUGUGCAUGUUUAAGUUGACAUGUAUAGAAUUUUCAGACUAAAACUCACCAUUGAUAAGAGACUUUCUCACUUUGCUAAUUUUUUUAACGGUUCAUUUCAAUGCUUUACAGUGUUCCAGCAAUAAUCUAGGAGUUGACUUCAUAACAGCCACGGUUUGUGUUAUUGCUUUUCAAGACAGUGUAAUAAAUCCUGCAUUUUUCCAGGUGCAAAAUAUAUGAGUGAGGUCAUUUGGAAAAUACUGAAGUCUAAAGAUAUUCUUUAAGACAUGGGAUGUUGCUCAGUUAUUCUUAAAGAUAUAAUAGGCUUUAUGCCCAGCUGCACUACUUCCUGAACUUUUUCAGCCAGCUCCUUGUUUCCUGUCUGCCAUUAUUGGACAAACUGAUUAAUCCAGGUGUGCCUGACCUCAGUAGUCACAACAACAAUAAUCAGACACACCUGGAUUAAUCAGUUUGUCCAAUAAUGGCAGACAGGAAACAAGGAGCUGGCUGAAGUUCAGGAUGUAGUGCAGCUGGGCAUAAAGCCUAUUGGCAAGACAAACACCCAAAUGGGCAGAUAGUGAAUAAAGUUAAACCAUAAUGUUCAUUAAGACGGCAAAAUAUAUUUUUUGUGGAAGCCUUUGGCAUGUGUAUUCUCUAUCAAUACAUUUUUUAUAUAUAAAAAAUGCCUGUUGUUUUCCUGUAUUUUAUUUUAUGUUAAUAAGAGGUACAUUCCCACAAUUUGGCAUUUAAUAUAGUACAUUAUCAAUUAAGAUAUAAUUCUGACAGCAGGUCUUUUUGAAAUUUAUAGCCGAUAUUAAGGCCAAAGUCCUACAUGGUGUCUUCAUCCAAAAUGAUACGAAAGUACUUGAUCAUCCCAAAUAUGCCUGUUCUUAUUCACUGUCUGCCUUUUUGUUCAUAUUUAUAAGUGUCACAUUUACACUUGGGUUUCUCUGAAAUUCAGUUCUCUAGCAAGCAACCAAUUGUGUCCCAGAAUUAUUUACCCAAAUGUAUGACCCAUAAGAAUUUCCAUGUUGAUGCUUUUGACGUGACUUUUUUUAUAAUAUUCUCCUAAUGUUAUGCUUUACCCUGAAUAACCAGAUGAGCACAAAUGACACUCAUUCCUAUCUGUAACAAAUAACGCCAGGGUUGAAGUAAAAAUGUACAUAGUUUUUGCAUGUGAUGGGCCAGCAGUUUGGAUCUAGAAAUGUUUUGCCUUAUUUUCCACUCACAAUCAAGGAACAUUGUAUUCUUUAAAUUUGCUAUUGUUUAUUUUUAUGGCUUUCAGAAUACCUUGCUUGGCUCAUUACAGUUUGGUUAGUCACAUGUAAAGGGCUUUUGUUUCUAUGUACAAUGCAUCUACUUAAAAAGAUAAGACAUUUCUGUACUUCGAUGUAAUUAUGAUUAUGUAUAUGUAAAAUAGUCAUUUCUGUAAGGUUUGUAUGUAAUUAAGAUGGUUAUUAAAAUGUUAAAUGAAAAGCAUCUUAAAUAAAAAGUAAAUCUCCUUAA
Misgurnus anguillicaudatus (oriental weatherfish) is the source of this 5313-nucleotide messenger RNA. RefSeq names its product O-GlcNAcase (gene oga). Lineage: Eukaryota; Metazoa; Chordata; Actinopteri; Cypriniformes; Cobitidae. Gene Ontology annotation, biological process: glycoprotein metabolic process. Gene Ontology annotation, molecular function: beta-N-acetylglucosaminidase activity. The record is from RefSeq and is a predicted model, not a curated record.